AUGGCAUUUCGUGAAUUAGUUGAGGGUGACUGUGGUGGACCUAGUUCUUUAGUCCAUCUUACAUCACAUUUUGUGCGUGAUCAUGGAUUCAAGGAAGAAGGAAUACAUCAUCCAUUUGGACAUGUGGAACCAUUUCAGCCUUCAGAUUCAGAUCAGUUAGUUAAACAAUUUUUAGAAGAAAAUGCUUCGUGUCCUCAAACAUUUAGAAUGGAUAAUUUAUUACAAGAGAUGCGAGAAAUUGAUCACAACAUUCAUCCACCUAUAGCAGCACCAGGAGUAGCUCAAGAAUUAACAGGUUUAGAUACAGCAUGGGCAAAUCAAUAUCUUGAAUCUGGACGUCAUUUUAGCGAACAUCAUACUGAUGAUAUCUGGCAUCCUGAUAUAGAACAGAAUUCAAAUGUUGUAAUUCAACAGACACAUGAAUUAGGAUUAGGACCAAAGUGGGCAGAGGAAUACAUAGAACAUAGCAUUGAUGCUAUACAAAAUGAUAUUAAUAAAGAUGAUACAACUGAGACAACAGAAAAUGAUAAAACUAAGUUUGCAUAUUCAAAAUUUAUGAAAUUUAUGAAACAAGAGGGAGAAGAAGAAUUAGCUGUUGCUGGUAAUUGGAUAGACGAAUUUCAGAAAGAUAAGACUUCUUCAGAGACAGACAAUCAUGAUUCUGCAUUUUUACGACUUCAAAAUGAAUGGGAAAAAGUAUCAUCUUCCGAAGAACUAUCCAGUAAACAUCCAUGGUUAUCAGAAUAUGAUACAUAUUAUGAUCCAUUCAAAGAUUAUGAAUUUCAUGAAGAAAAUCCCAUGAAGAAUAUACCUAAUCCAUUAGAAGAAGGAAAGAAAAGAUUAGAAGCUGGAGAUUUACCAAGUGCUAUACUUUGCUUUGAGGCAGCAGUACAACAAAAUGAAAAUGAUUCAGAAGCUUGGUUACUUCUAGGUAAAACUCAAGCUGAAAAUGAACAAGAUCCAUUCGCAAUUUCAGCUUUGAAACGCUGCCUGACUCUUGAUCCUAUGAAUGGUGCUGCCCUUAUGGCCCUUGCAGUUUCAUACACAAACGAAUCCUAUCAAAACCAAGCGUGUUUAACGCUAAAGGAAUGGUUACUAAAAAAUGAAAAAUACAAGCAUCUUUCACUAAGAAAGGCUAACAUUGAUCAACACCCAAAGUCUCAUGUAUCAUCAAUUCUGUUUGAGUAAGAAUCCAGUCUAUUUAAUAAUGUAUAAUAUAACAAAGCUGCACGAAUGAAUCCACGCGAUGAAAUUGAUGCUGAUGUUCAGUGUGGACUAGGGGUGCUCUUUAAUUUGUCUAACGACUAUGAUAAAGCUUGCGAUUGUUUCCAGGCAGCGUUACAAGUACGCCCGAAUGAUUCCAGGUUAUGGAAUAGAUUAGGCGCAACGUUAGCUAAUGGUCAGAAACCGGAGGAAGCUAUAAAUGCGUACCAUCGUGCCUUAAAAUUAUCUCCUGGUUUCAUUAGAGCACGCUACAAUUUGGGAAUUUCUUGCAUAAUCCUCGGAGCACAUAAAGAAGCUGGUGAACACCUUUUAACUGCUCUAAAUCAACAAGCUGCCGGUCGCGGAACGCAGGGUGAAAGUCUUUCGCCAAAAGCCAUGUCCAAUACCAUUUGGUCAACAUUGAGACUUGUUAUUUCAUUGAUGCACAAAUACCACCUAAACGAAGCUAUAGAAAGCAGAGAUCUAGCGAGGCUGAAUACAGAGUUCGAGAUUGUAUGAAGAUUCAAACUUGUUGAAGCUACUUGUUAAAAAAGUAUAAACCGUUUUUAGUUUUUAUGG
Messenger RNA from Dufourea novaeangliae, 1782 nucleotides. It is a transcript of the gene Pex5, whose product is annotated as peroxisomal targeting signal 1 receptor. The record is from RefSeq and is a predicted model, not a curated record. Gene Ontology annotation, biological process: protein import into peroxisome matrix, docking. Gene Ontology annotation, cellular component: cytosol; peroxisomal membrane. Gene Ontology annotation, molecular function: protein binding. Lineage: Eukaryota; Metazoa; Arthropoda; Insecta; Hymenoptera; Halictidae. The transcript has 6 exons.